Homalodisca vitripennis (glassy-winged sharpshooter) is the source of this 2973-nucleotide messenger RNA. Its product is annotated as CDK5RAP1-like protein. The transcript is spliced from 10 exons. The record is from RefSeq and is a predicted model, not a curated record. Lineage: Eukaryota; Metazoa; Arthropoda; Insecta; Hemiptera; Cicadellidae. The coding region runs from base 359 to 2128 and encodes 589 amino acids. Gene Ontology annotation, biological process: tRNA modification; negative regulation of cyclin-dependent protein serine/threonine kinase activity. Gene Ontology annotation, cellular component: mitochondrion; cytosol. Gene Ontology annotation, molecular function: 4 iron, 4 sulfur cluster binding; tRNA-2-methylthio-N(6)-dimethylallyladenosine(37) synthase activity.
AUAAGCCAAGACAAGCCUAGUUGCUAAUUUGGUUUGUAAGGUUAGGUCACGGUCGAGUUUGUUUAGGUUAUGUUAUGAUAUUAUAAUUGUGCUGUUUGUUUAUUUGGAUAGAUAAAAGUAAGAGAUUACUUAUACUCUAGGUAGAGAGCUGAAAAUUAUUUUAAAAUAUCCCUGAUUUAGUAUUUAUGAUAGCUUAUCUCGUUGCAGUAUCAAAGCAUAGUUUUAAUGGACACUAUGAUCAUAUUCAUUCACUAACUAUAAUAAUAAAACAAUUCUUGAUCAUCAUGUUCGAUAGAAAUACUAUGUAGAGGUUUGUCAAUUUAAUGUACAUUUAAGUCUUGAUUCAGGAUAAUUGAAAAUGAAGUUAAACUUUUUUGGUAAUUGUAAAAAUUUGUAUUAUUCUUAUUUCAAGCUUAAUCAAAUUCAAAUUGUGUCAACAGCUUAUUUUAGUCAAUGUAAUAUCAAUAGAACUAGUAAAAAUUCGAAAGUAGUCCCAAAUAAUGAGCCAACGUUACAUGAUUUUAUAAAAUAUGAAAACUUAAAACAUUUGGAUUUAAUUGGGGAUAGCGCAAAUGUACCAUACACAAGUAAUUGUGAUGUUCACUCCAAUAACCGUAAGGUGUUUUUCGAUGUGCAUGGCUGCCAGAUGAACGUCAGUGACACGGAAAUAGUUUGGUCAAUACUCAAAUCAGCUGGCUUUGAAAAAACUGAAGUACUAAAUGAGGCUGACGUUGUGCUCAUAAUGACAUGUGCUAUUAGAGAAGGAGCUGAAAAUAAAAUAUGGAAUAAACUUAUACACAAUCUAAAAAGUUUAAAACAAAGAAAUUCCAGGGGACCCAACAAGACGCCAUUGAAAAUUGGUGUACUUGGUUGCAUGGCUGAAAGAUUGAAGCAUACUUUAUUGGAGAAAGAGCAGAUUGUGGAUGUAGUCGCUGGCCCAGACAGCUACAGAGACUUGCCUAGACUGCUGGCACUUACCUACAAUGACCAGACUGCCAUCAAUGUGUUGUUAUCACUUGAUGAGACAUAUGCUGAUGUGAUGCCCGUUAGAUUGAAUGAAGGAUCUAAGUCUGCAUUUGUGUCAAUAAUGCGUGGCUGUGACAAUAUGUGUACCUACUGCAUUGUGCCUUUUACCAGAGGUAGAGAGCGUUCGCGACCUGUUCAAUCAAUCGUCAAUGAAGUACAACAUCUUGUCGACCAAGGGGUGAAGGAAAUAACACUACUAGGUCAAAAUGUGAAUAGUUAUCAGGAUUUAUCAACACAGUCUUAUUCUUUGAGUGGCCAAAAAAUGGAAACUGUAAAAGGAUUUAAAACAGUGUAUAAACCUAAAAAACGGGGACUGAACUUUGCUGAUCUCUUAGACAAAUUGUCUGCUGCCCACCCUAACCUCAGGAUACGAUUUACAUCACCUCACCCUAAAGAUUUUCCUGACGAGGUCUUGAACAUCAUAGCUGAGAGAAGAAAUAUUUGCCGUAGUCUACACAUGCCUGCUCAGUCAGGCAAUAAUCAGGUCCUGGAACGCAUGAGAAGAGGCUACACAAAAGAGGCUUACCUGGAUUUGAUCAGGCACACGCGUGAAGUUCUACCAGAGGUCACUAUAUCUUCAGAUUUUAUAUGUGGAUUCUGUGGAGAAACUGAUAGCGAAUUUGAGGACACUUUGAAUCUAGUGAAAGAAGUUAAAUACAAUUUUGCCUACAUAUUUCCCUACAGCAUGCGUGAGAAAACAACGGCUCACAGACGCUACAAGGAUGAUGUGCCAAGUGAAGUGAAGCAAAAGAGAGUGGAUAUGCUAGUUAAUCAGUUCAGAUAUGAUGCUGAAGAAUUGAACAAUGCUCAAAUUGGAUUGACUCAGCUGAUAUUAGUGGAAGGGGAAAGCAAAAGAUCGAAAGAACAUUUAGCAGGACGCAAUGACGGCAAUACCAAAGUAAUAAUACCCAAGAUUGACGUGUGCCAAGAGAUCUGUGGGGAAGGUCCUGUCUCUCCCAUAACUCCUGGAGACUAUGUAGCAGUAAAGAUAACUGGUGCUUCAUCACAAGUAUUAAAAGGAAUCCCUCUGUACCAUACAACUCUCGCCAGGUACAAUAAUAGAGGAGAAGAAGAAGUCAACUGUUGUUCAGUGAUUGUAUAAAUACUAUUGAGACCAGUCUGUGUACUUCAGGAGAGGCCCGGUUCUUCUUGUAGCUUACAAGCAGAAACCUACAAGGAAACCAGUCUACCUGAUUUCGACUGCGUACCAUGCUCAGGAUCAAGUUAUCCGCAAUCGUGGGAGUGGCAUGGAAGCCAUCAAACCCUAUGUGGAUACACCAAUACAAAUAAACUGAUGGGUGGUGUGGACUGCAAAGACAAGUCCCUGUACUAUUGGUCCUGCUCCAGACACACAAUGAAGUAGUGGAAAAAGAUCUUUGUCAACUUGCUGAACAUGUGUGUGACAAAUGCGUAUGCUGUGUAUGUCCAGGAAGAAAUUCAUUCUGGAGUUGAUUAGGAGCCUGGCAUCUCCUUCUAAACUCACUCCAGCUGUUGUGUCUGGAGGAGACGUAGCCAGUCACCGCUUUGAAAUGCCAGAAAAAAAAUGAUAGCUGUGACAUGUGCAUCCCAAAGAAAAGGACUUCAUUUUGAGGCCCAGGGUGCAGUGUGGGAGUCCACAAAGAAUUUUCAUAAAUUGGAACAUUAUUGAAGUUAAUUUUGCAGGGGGAAAAGCCAGUUGCAGAAAAGAACAGUGACUCUGACUAGUAAUCUUGUAAAAGCCUAGUGUAUUAUAGUGGUUUUUUUGUUUUUUUUUACUUUUCCAAGCCCUGUAUAUAUUCCUAAUUACAUAAUUAAUAUGAACUUUUUGUAUAUACACAUACAACUGACAUAAUAUGAUAUCCGUACAAGAUUGAGACAAGAAAAUUGUUUGUGAAAAGUAUAAUUUUUUUUAUAUUUACUUUUUCUUUCUUUCCUAGUUUUAUGUGUAAUAAAUAGCAUUAUUUUGUA